Aspergillus japonicus CBS 114.51 is the source of this 1306-nucleotide messenger RNA. Its product is annotated as aminotransferase class I/II-fold pyridoxal phosphate-dependent enzyme. NCBI's taxonomy places the organism in Eukaryota, Fungi, Ascomycota, Eurotiomycetes, Eurotiales, Aspergillaceae. Gene Ontology annotation, biological process: biosynthetic process. The transcript is spliced from 3 exons. The record is from RefSeq and is a predicted model, not a curated record. Gene Ontology annotation, molecular function: pyridoxal phosphate binding; transferase activity. Bases 29 to 1306 code for a protein of 425 amino acids.
UGUACAUCCCGUAAAACCCUCAUCCACCAUGUCCCCCUCACCAUCGUUACCAACACCGCAUACCCCCCUGCGGCAAACCCUGCGGCAAACCCUCCAGCACCGCGCCCGCAACAACACCCUCCGCAAACUGACCCUCCCCGCCUCAAAUGCCACCGACUUCUCCUCGAACGACUUCCUCUCGCUCGCCACGAACCCCCUCUACCGCGCCCGCUACCUGCACCACCUAACCACCCUCCCACCCUCCCACCCGCUCGCCAGCGGCGGCUCGCGCCUCCUCGACGGCAACUCCGCCUACACCGAAGCCCUCGAAUCCUUCCUCGCAAACUUCCACCACAGUGAAUCCGCCCUCCUCUUCAACAGCGGCUUCGACGCCAACUGGGGGGUGCUCUCCACGCUCCCGCAGCCGAAUGAUCUGAUUCUGUACGACGAGGCCAUCCACGCCAGCGCCCACGAGGGCAUGCGGCGGUCCCGCGCCGCCCAAGCCCUGGCGUUCCGGCAUAGCUGCCCCGAAAGUCUUCACGCGGUGCUCAGCGCUCAGAUCGACGCGGACCCGGGCUUGCGGGACGGGGCCCGGAAUGUGUUUGUGGUGGUGGAGAGCGUGUACAGUAUGGACGGGGACGUGGCGCCGUUGGCCGAGUUUGUGGCCGUCGUGGAUGCGCUCCUGCCUCGCGGGAAUGGGUAUUGGGUCGUGGAUGAGGCGCAUGCCACCGGGGUGUGUGGGCCCAAGGGGGCCGGGGUGGUGCAGGGCUUGGGGUUGGAGGGACGGAUGUUUGUGCGGGUGCAUACGUUUGGGAAGGCGCUGGGGUGUCAUGGUGCGGUCGUGCUGUGUGAUCCUGAUACAAGGGAGUAUCUCAUCAAUUACGCGCGGAGUCUGAUUUAUACGACCGCGCUGGGGUUUCCAUUUCUCGCGGCGAUCCGCACGGCGUAUGAGUUGUUGGAGGGUGGGGAGACGGUCGAGUUGCAAGAAACGCUGCACCAGCGGAUCCGGUAUCUCCGGGAGCGAUUAAGCGCGAUCCAGCCGGUCGACGCGACGCUGUUCGCCCUGGACCACCAUCCGGGGUCCCCGAUCUUCUCGCUGCGGUGCGCCUUGCCGCGGCGACUGGCUGCCGCGUGCCAGGCCCGCGGGUACGUCGUGCGCGCCAUCUUGCCGCCCACGGUUCCGGCGGGCCAGGAGCGCGUGCGCGUGUGUCUCCAUGCGGGGAAUACGGAAGACGAGAUUGAUGGGCUGGUGGAGACGAUCGUGGAGUGGUUGGAGGAGGCGCAGGGCGAGGCGCAGAUGCAGGUUGCCAAGAUUGCGCGGUUGUGA